Messenger RNA from Pygocentrus nattereri (red-bellied piranha), 1006 nucleotides. It is a transcript of the gene c29h12orf43, whose product is annotated as chromosome 29 C12orf43 homolog. The coding region runs from base 277 to 1002 and encodes 241 amino acids. Gene Ontology annotation, biological process: Wnt signaling pathway; Spemann organizer formation; negative regulation of Wnt signaling pathway. The record is from RefSeq and is a predicted model, not a curated record. NCBI's taxonomy places the organism in Eukaryota, Metazoa, Chordata, Actinopteri, Characiformes, Serrasalmidae. The transcript has 6 exons.
GCUCUAAGCUGAAACCGGUGGAGCCCGGAUUGGUGAGCUCAGCGGUAGAAGCCUACGAAGUGAGGAAGUGCACGGUGUGGUAUUGGGACGCGCCCGCCGUGGGAGCAUGAACACACUUCCGCUGCUGCUGAGUAACCCAUGCUGCAGAGUUAUUAAGGAGUUAAUGAAGCGCUAUAAGCGUGCGUAGGUGCUUAUAAAGGUGCUGGAGCUCGUAUUUGGCGUGUAUUGAUUAUUUUUAUCAACCUCAGCUUUGCAGAAGAAGCGCGAACAGACACCAUGUGCGCGGCUGAAGCUGAAGCUGAAAGCAGCAGCAGCAGUGAAGAUGAAGACACUGAGAAGUUCAGAGAAGCCGUCUGGAGUGGCGCUCACAGCGCGCGCACAGAUGUGGAGAAGAACGGUGCUCCGAGUAAGAGGAUGGACCCGUCCAGGCAUGAAGAAGAUGGAAAUGAGCUCCAGCUCACACCGGAGUUUAAGUCUCAUGUUGCCAAGAAGUUGGGGGCCAUGCUGGACAGUAUAUCAGAAGUGUCUUCUGAGACUCCACAGCCCAAACCUGAAGCAUGUGAAAAUGGAGAUCAUGAUGAUGAUGAUGAUGAUGAUGAAGGUUUCCGACUCUUCUCCACGUCUCUCCCGGGAAGCUGGCGGAAGGAACCGACCCCCCCGCCGGCCCCCAAACGCCCACCAGCCCCCAGCUCCAGUGACAGCGACAGUGAGAUGGAGUCGAGGUUUAGAGAAGCUGCUGUUUCCAUAUCCGACCUCAUCCCUCCAUCCACAGAGAAAAGCACGGAAAAAGAGGGGAUAAACAGCGGAGAAAAGGACGAGGGCAGCAAGGAGGGCGCAGAACUGAAAAUGAAGAAGAAAAAGAAGAAGAAGAAGAAAGCUGCCACAGAGGGAGAGGAGACAUGUUCAAAGGGAAGAGAAGCCGUUGGUCAUGAACAGAGCGCAGAGGAACAUGUGAUGAAGAAGAAGAAGAAGAAAAGGAUCGGAUUGGACGAGGGGGAGUGAAAGA